Pochonia chlamydosporia 170 is the source of this 1047-nucleotide messenger RNA. Its product is annotated as fatty acid hydroxylase. Gene Ontology annotation, biological process: ergosterol biosynthetic process. The transcript has a single exon. NCBI's taxonomy places the organism in Eukaryota, Fungi, Ascomycota, Sordariomycetes, Hypocreales, Clavicipitaceae. The record is from RefSeq and is a predicted model, not a curated record. Gene Ontology annotation, molecular function: iron ion binding; C-4 methylsterol oxidase activity. Bases 1 to 1047 code for a protein of 348 amino acids.
AUGAGUGUUCAGCGAAAUCCAAAAGACUCGAUAAAGUCCACCUGGAGACAAAAAGAUCGCUCCGAGUGGAAUAUCUUUCACUGGGUAUACGAAAUCUUCCAAAUCCACCCCGUCGACUUGAACAAGAAUGUACCAGUACACGCGAAAACAGACAAGGUACCGUACCUAAACGAUUGGUAUCAGCAUCGAUGGAUCCUUGCCCACGCUGUUCUUCCUAUUGCUAUUCAUCAGCUGUGCGUCUUAUACACCGGUCACAACCUCACAGCCUGGCAAGCCGGACUGCUGUACAGUGCUGCCUUCAACCUCAACGCUAUCCGAGAGCUUCAUCUUUUGCGAGCCAUGGGUCACAAGGUCGGUUUCCUGGAUGGCGACGUACACGAGCGCGACGGUGUGCCAGAUGUGAGCGUAUACAAAGUUCUCCAGUCCCUCAUCUUGACGUCGGUUGUGAGGCCGGCCUUUACUGUCUUCAUCGGAUACAACAUUCACAAGACGCCGUCCUCUAUCGACUUGCGCUGGCUUCCAUUUGAGACGGGAGUCUAUGGUAUUCUACUAGAUUUCUUUUUCUAUUGGUAUCAUAGAUUGAUGCACGACGUCGACAGUCUCUGGAAGUUUCAUCGAACGCAUCACCUUACUAAGCAUCCCAAUCCGCUGUUGACUCUCUAUGCCGAUACGGAACAAGAAAUAUUUGACAUUGCUGGCAUACCGCUGAUGACAUACUUUGCAAUGAAGUUGAUGGGUUUCCCCAUGGGAUUUUAUGAGUGGUGGAUUUGUCACCAGUAUGUUGUUUUUGCUGAAUUGGCAGGACACAGCGGUAUUAGAAUGGUCGCCACGCCGCCAAAUCCGUUUAAUUGGUUUUUGAGGGUGCUAAACGCAGAGCUUAUUCUUGAAGACCAUGAUUUACAUCAUCGUAAGGGGUGGAAGAGCAGUGGAAACUAUGGAAAGCAAACACGUCUUUGGGAUCGGGCUUUUGGCACUUGCCGCGACCGCAUCGAAUGCUAUGACAAGAAUAUCGACUAUGACAAUCAGCUUACGUUUCCGAUUCUUUGA